CUGACAAGGGGGCACGACGCAGAGGCUGCAGAUACCCCAGGUUCGCGCCACGCUGGCGUGGACAGGGAGAACAGCGGCCGCGGGGGGGGAUCCGGCUGAGAGUAGCCUCCUCAACGGAGUCAGUGGGAACAGUGUCGGGCGCAGCAGCAGCAGCAGCAACGGCAACAGGCGUAGUCUGUAUGGUGAUGAGGUGUUCGUGGAGGCCUUUCUUGCGGGGUGCAGAGUUGCCAACAGGAGUGGACCACCCAGGAGAGUCGCGCCGAGACUGCAGAGUCGGGAUGGCAUCCUCGGCCACUCGAUGGAUGGUGAAGGAGCGGCGUGACCCUCUGUGCACAUAGCGCUUCCUCCGAAGGAUCCCUUCAGCCUGGCAAAGGUGGAGCACAUCCUCAUCGAUGGAAGUGGUGAAGGAGGCGUGCUGACGAAGUUGCUCUGCGGUAUAACGAAAUCCGCCCAUGUAGCUGUGGAGCUGUAGAUGUGGAGUAGCUAUUCAGGCAGACACAGCACAAAGCCUCGAUCUCCCUAGUCAGACAGGAGCACAUGUCAUGGUCCAACCGGGACUGAAGAGGAGGACUAGCAUAGCAUCGACGACUACAGCAGUGAGUUGGAGAAAUAUGGAUCAAGUUCAAUACAAUUUAUUCAGGAAGAGUAAGCGGGUAAGCUUGCGUGAAGAGGACAUGACGGUCCUCAAGUUGAGCAGGAUCUUUCAGGUCUCCGUUGACAGUCUGUACCUUACAGACGACGCCAAUGUGGCGAUAUUUGCCAGCGAUUCGUCAGGAAUGUUCAGCUCACUGGACCUGUGUCCAAGGGGGCAUUAUGAAGUCCACGGGGAGGACGAUGUCGCCGCCCCAGGAUCAAGUAUGGGGCAACGCUUUGCCUUCUCAAGGCCUCCGACUAGUACAGUGACCAGUGGCUCACUGCUGGGUGCCGCUGCUCUCCCCAGAGCCUCAAACAAAACGUUUCAAAGAUCCGUGUACCUCGCUGAGGCUCUUAGCGGCAAGCUCAGUGCGAGCCGGAUGGUCAUGGUGAGAUUUUCGGAAGCUGAGGCCUCUCCUCAGGGGAUCGCUGCCAAAGUGAAGGAAGCCAUUGGGAGUCCGGAGAAUUUGAUUUUGACGGAUUCUCAGGGGAAUGCUAUUGUGGAAUCGGAGGGAACAACAGGGUCACCUUAUUGGAGACAAAAUGCCAGAAAAGUUCUUGCUGUCCCAGAAAAAGACUUCACAGACCUGCAGGGCACCAAGAGGAGGAGAAUGAGGUUUCCAUCAGAGCCAAGUGGGCCAUUAAUGACCCAGCCGAGCAGAGUUUUCACAGCGCAAGGCCCACUACCUAUGCUGUUGAUCACGCUCCAGGGUUCUAGGGCUCUCGGAGCAUUGACGCCUAUCAGCAACCCAAUGUCAGCAUCAAUAGGGGUGAUGUCAACCUCCUUGAGGGGCGUGAAGAUGUUUGGCCAGCUCCUCCGUACAAAAGGUUGCCGAGCUUCCUGAAUCCAAGAAGGCAUAGGUGUUAAUGCACUUUGUUCCUUUUUCCAGCUUUACCUUGACAGGCACAAUUGAUAAAGCACACUCUCUCUUGCCGGCCCCAGUAUGACAACCAGUUGCCAGAGAGAGAACUGCAUCAGGAUUGAUAGGCUCCUUAUUGCUUUGGAAUUGUAUGUGCAGAACAGUCGGAUGGCUUUUCUUACACACAUUGCAAGACAUCCUCCUUUGGCAAUCUUUACUUAAAUGCCCUCUUUCCAGGCAUCCAAAACACAUUCCCUUAGCCUUCAAAAACUCCACUUUUUCUUUAUUUGGUUUGGCUUGAAAUGUUUCACAAACAUCCAUAAGAUGAUUUUUAGCACAGAACAUGCAAGUCUUUGAGUUCGCAUUUGAAUCACUUUUAUUUGCAGGUUGUUUGUUUGUUUGCAAUUGCACUUUUUUCUGCCCAGGUGUUGACAUUGGUAAAACAGCUGUAGCAAAAUUACUUCCUUUAUUAGAUUUUAAGAAAGUUUUGCUUUGCCUUGAUUCUGUUAUUUUGCUCAGUGGAGUCUGAACUUCUCCAAAGAUUGGAUCCAACAUGACACGAAGCUUGAAUGGCAAUUUUGACACAAGAAUCUUUAAGUUGGUUGGUGUUUCGAGGUCUGAUACAUAAUCCAUCUCUUGCAUUGUAUUAUGACAGCUUUUCAGGAAUAUGACAUAUGACCUCAGACCAGACGCGUCUUCUGCUUUUAUGGCAAGCCAUUUUAGUGCUUUGUCCAGAAAUGCAGAUGCUAUUUUGAUUUCAUUUCCAAAAUGCCAUUCGAGUUGGGAUUUAGCUUCAUUAAACCCCUCUUCUGGUGGCAAAUGAAAACAACUGCGCACUAGAUUCUUUGCUUUUCCGCUGGUGUUUUGUUCCAGAUAGUAAAGCCUUUGCUGCAUGUUUUCAGUUUUAGUUUCAAUCAAUUGUUCAAAGGAUUUGAUGAACGAUUUAAACUCGAGGAUCUCCAUGAAAAAUAGAAAUUUGUCUCUGUGGAAGUUGUGAAAGUGUCAAGUGUCAUUAAAUGGAUGUAUUGUCAAGUGUCAUUUAUGUAUGCAUUGUUCACGCUCAUUUUGCUGGACGGGACUUUUUGAUUCGAUACUGUGCACGAACACGGAUGGACAGGUAUUGUGUUGGCUUGUUGCCACGGACUAAGGUGGGCUGGGACUUUCUAUACCUGUUGCCUAUUGCACCCAUAAUGACUUAAUAGUUAACUGGGUGGACUUCUAAUGGGCGCAGGGCUACGAUAGGUUGUUCUCCCCUUUAUAACAGGCGAUCUAGACUGAUGGGGGACAGAGAUCCGGACGGAGGCACGACACGGAAGCAUGGACGAGAAGCUAGGCGAUCUACAGGCGGCUGGUCUACUCGAUGGCUAAGUACACCCGAAAGGGACGUUUGAGUUUGCAGCGAUACCUUUGUGAUAACUUGCCUAGCUCCAGAUCGUCUGCCUCCCGUGUGUUGAUUUCCUGAUUAUGUUGUAGCUGCCGGCGCUGGACUAGGCCACGGAAUCCACUUAAACACAACGCCAUCAGCAGCUGAUCCCGCGGAGGCCGGGCUGGCGAUGAGGAAAUCCAUACAACGCUCUCAAGUGCUUCGUCAAAGGGAAGUUUUCCUUCUACUGUGUGAUACAAAUAACUUUGCAUGAUUCUCCCACGCCGCUGUGCUGGUCCGAGUGUCUGAGGUGCUGCGUUUGUGUUCCUUGCAGCCGGAAUCCCCUGGGGGCGGAGCCGACGCGUCCACUGCGUCACCACGUCGCUUCGGGGGAAUCCCCAGGUUACUGGAGCCGGCCUGCCAGUGUACGGGAGCCGAUUGAUACGAUUGGCGAGUGUAUGCGUGAGUUCUGCGUAUCGUGACUUGUGUUUACUUCUGUACUGGUCAGAGGGGGGCUGCCCGACCAGUACUGGACCAUUCCUUCAUUCAGCACCGUUGAGCGGGGAGAGGACCUGGCCUCUAGGGGGUUGUAUUGUCAUCCUCCCACCAUUUGACAUUUUGACUGUUAAAGCCUCCUCUUUGGUGUGUGAAUUGUCACUUUUAUGAUUACUGGUUGCUGUGUUGUGCUGUGCUGUGAUUGGAUGAAUUUGUAUUCCCUAUGUGUGGUUUCUAUUGACGUGCAUAUUGUGUGGGUAUUUUAUGAGAUUAGCCUAUAUGCCUUUGAUAAUGAAUUAUUUAAAUGGAGGGCCUAAUAGUGGAAAUAGUGGAAUGUUGGUGGGUGUGUCUGCCCCCUGGUGCCUUUUAACAACUGCCUUCCCCUGUGCUUAACAGUGUUAUAUUUUUAUAUAUAAUUGUCAAUAAAUAUUGUAUUGUA
Sardina pilchardus (European sardine) is the source of this 3790-nucleotide messenger RNA. RefSeq lists its product as uncharacterized. The record is from RefSeq and is a predicted model, not a curated record. The transcript is spliced from 7 exons. Lineage: Eukaryota; Metazoa; Chordata; Actinopteri; Clupeiformes; Clupeidae. Bases 543 to 1478 code for a protein of 311 amino acids.